AUGAUUCUAAACGGCUGCACGAUGAACCUCUGUCAGAUCCAUUACCCUCGCCAUUUGGGAAUAAAGCAAGUUUAUUUAAAAAAUAAGCUACUCGACAAUUUGAAUAACUUCUUCCCGAAUCCUGACGAAACAUUGGAAAUAUUUGGUCCACGUGAAAACAUGCCUUCACCUCCAAUCCCAGAGACGAACUCUGUCAUUGAACCAAUGCCUAUUCCGAUGACGCGAGAAAGAAUAUUUCCUCAUUCCCAAAAUCCAGCACAAAACUCACUUGAUCAUAACCCUUUCCCAACACUCAUUCCAACGGAGGCAUCUGUAUCGAUGUCAGACCCUCCUGGAGCAAUACUACCACCUCCUCCACCUCCACCUACAACGAAGAAAAGCGUUAACACUUCAUCUGUUGCUCCUAUACAACUGUUCAACACUGCCGAUUGA
Messenger RNA from Strongylus vulgaris, 432 nucleotides. NCBI's taxonomy places the organism in Eukaryota, Metazoa, Nematoda, Chromadorea, Rhabditida, Strongylidae. The record is from the annotation of a GenBank genome assembly.